AUGAAGCGAGGUCGUAAUAGUGGUUUGAUUGAAAAAUCUGAAAUCAUACUUUGGCGGAGAAGAUAUUUAAAAGAUAUUAAAAGAUACAGAGAAGAAGGAAGGCCAAUUUACUUUUUAGAUGAAACGUGGGUAAACGCCGGAGAUGUUAAUAGCAAAGUAUGGGUCGACAAAACUGUAACGUCAGCUCGAGUGGCAUCUUCCGAGGGACUUUCGACUGGAGCAAUAAACCCUACUGGCAAGGGGAAACGUUUAAUUGUUAGCCACAUCGGUUCCGAAGAUGGAUUUGUUCCCGGAGGUCUUUUGUGCUUUGAGUCAAAGAAAAACACCCAAGACUAUCACGAUGAGAUGAACGGAGACUCUUUUCGUGAUUGGUUGGAAGGUGUUUUGCCGAAACUCAAAGACAACGCUGUCAUCGUAAUGGACAACGCUCCUUAUCAUUCGGUGAAAAUUGAAAAAUGCCCAACUACGAAUUGGAGAAAAGCUGACAUAAUUGCAUGGCUCCAGAGCAAAGGAGAGCAAGUCGACAACACAAUGCUUGUCAUAGAAUUGUUAGACGAAGUUAAAAAAUUGAAACCAUUAUAUAACAAUUAUGUCAUCGAUGAAAUGGUAAAAGCUAACAAUAAAAUUGUCCUUAGACUUCCUCCGUAUCAUUGUGAGCUUAAUGCAAUUGAACUCGCAUGGGCUAUAGUUAAGAAACAUGUCAAAGAUAACAACAAAACUUUUAAAUUACAAGAUAUAAAACACUUGUUAGUUGAAGGAGUGAAUAAAGUUGGCCCUGAUAUGUGGAAAAAUUUUGUCGGUCAUGUGAUAAAGGAGGAAGAAAAAGCAUGGAGUUUGGAUAAUGUGGUCGAAGAUUUCAUGUCAGCAGAAAAUCAGCCUUGUGUUCUUACUAUUGGCCAAAGCGACUCGGACGACGAUGAUGAAGACUUCAGAUACCUAUCAGAUACAGACUAA
Rhopalosiphum padi (bird cherry-oat aphid) is the source of this 954-nucleotide messenger RNA. RefSeq lists its product as uncharacterized. NCBI's taxonomy places the organism in Eukaryota, Metazoa, Arthropoda, Insecta, Hemiptera, Aphididae. The transcript has a single exon. Gene Ontology annotation, molecular function: nucleic acid binding. Bases 1 to 954 code for a protein of 317 amino acids. The record is from RefSeq and is a predicted model, not a curated record.